CAUCCCCCCUAUUCCCAUGCUCCGGUGGCACUCCAUUGUAGUGCCCCCUAUUUCCUCCUGAUUCAGCUCUAUCCUCCGACACCCUGCCCCCACCACUCUCCCCCCUCCCCGUGGCCCCCUCGUGCCCCCCCUCUUUGGACUCAUCCUCCACCUCUUCCACUCUGGGGAUGACGGCCGGAGAGUUUGCACAUGGGGGCCCGGGGAGGCUGCCUCGAGGGGGCCCUGGCUGUGCUGUCCGUGGCUGCUACAAGACACUAUCUGUGCUCCUGCUGCUGGCACAGGGUGCCCUACUGGACCUCUACCUGAUCGCUGGCACGGACUUGUACUGGUGCUCCUGGAUUGCCACCGACCUGGUGGUGGUAGCUGGAUGGGGGAUAUUCUACUCCAAAAACAGCAGAGGCCAAAGAGCAUUCCAGGGCUCGCUCAGCUCCUCCGGCUAUGGUCAAGUCCAAAGGCCGAAGAAGGGACAGUUUGCCUAUAGCCACCUGGCAUGGCUCAUCUACGCCAUUGCCUUCACACCCAAAGUGGUCUUGAUAGUUUGCACCCCAAUAGUGGAUCAGAUCGAGGCCGGGGUACCUCUGGGAAGCACCGGAUUUCGACUCACAGUCUCUCUCUCAGUCCCUCUGCUUUGGGCCUUAGUCCGUUCAUUGAGUGUGGAUCCACGGGGAUGGCAGCACCAGAGAGCUUUGGGCUACCUCAUGGCUUCCUGUUUAGACCUGCUGGAUAGCUAUGCCCUCUUGGAACCCAUGCUGGAAGGCAAGCUACCCUUCAUGCCUUUUAUCCGAUACGCCUUACUGGCUGUAUACUUUGUGGCGUUGGCUUCACCAGUCCUGUGGUUGUCUGAGUUGGACUCAGGAACCCCCGCUGGCUGCUGUCGACUCUUCCUUCGCCUUCUCUGUGGCACUUUGGUAGAUGGCCCUCUCUUGGCCAUCCGAUGUUUCUUGAUGCUAGGCUCAGCCAACCGACCCUUUUCUGUCUUCAUGCUGAAGAAUGUCUUUUUCUUGGUCUGCCGCUGGCUGGAAGUCUUGGAGCUCUGCUGCCUACUCAGAACACCAGAACCUGACCUUACAGACCGACCACCAGGACAGUUCAGCCACUGCGUCUCUGAAAACGAUAUGGGGCCUCAUGCUUACGUCAACACAUUGGCUGUGACAUCACAGAACUGAACUGGAACAGAACACGGGCCCCCCAGCAAUGAACCGUUUUUAUUUCCUUUACUGUAUUCCAAUGGCCAACACUGCCAAGAAAACAUCAACAAGUCUCAAAACGUAAAUCUGCAGGUUACCUUUCGGUAUUUUUUUAUUAGAAGAGAAUAUCAGGUGUCAAAAAAAUAUUUUUGAAUCCAGUGUUGAUACA
Nanorana parkeri is the source of this 1356-nucleotide messenger RNA. RefSeq names its product cat eye syndrome chromosome region, candidate 6 (gene TMEM121B). NCBI's taxonomy places the organism in Eukaryota, Metazoa, Chordata, Amphibia, Anura, Dicroglossidae. The transcript has a single exon. The coding region runs from base 168 to 1166 and encodes 332 amino acids. The record is from RefSeq and is a predicted model, not a curated record.